AUGCCAGCUUCCAACCUCAGCGAUGACAGUCUGCCCGCCACUCUGUUCCUGACAGGGGUCCCAGGGCUGGAGAGGGCCCACAUCUGUAUUGCCCCCUUCUGUGCCAUGUAUCUGGUAGCUCUGGCUGGGAAUGCUGCCCUCAUCCUGGUCACUGUGACAGACGAUGCCCUUCAUGCACCCAUGUACCUCUUCCUGUGCCUUCUCUCACUCACUGACCUGGCUCUCAGCUCCACCACUGUGCCUAAAAUGCUGAGCAUUUUGUGGCUCCAUGCUGGUGAGAUUACCUUUGGGGGGUGCCUGGCACAGAUGUUUGGUGUCCAUUCUAUCUAUGCUCUGGAGUCCUCAGUUCUUCUUGCCAUGGCCUUGGAUCGUUAUGUGGCUAUCUGCAACCCACUGAGAUAUACAAUCAUCCUCACCCAUAGCAUCAUAGGCAGAAUUGGCCUUGCUGGCGUACUCCAGAGUAUAGCUGUGGUCUCUCUAUUCAUCUUUUUGCUGAGGCGACUGCCUUACUGUGAUCACCAUAUCAUGGCACCCACACACUGUGAGCAUAUGGGCAUUGCUUACCUGGCCCGUGCCAACAUCACUGUCAAUAUUGUCUAUGGGCUGACUGUGGCUCUGCUGGCCAUGGGUCUGGAUUGCAUCUUCAUUGCCAUUUCCUAUGGCUUUAUCCUCUAUGCUGUCUUCCGCCUGCCAUCUCAAGAUGCCAGGCACAAGGCUCUGAGUACCUGUGGCUCCCCCCACGGAGUCAUCCUGGUCUCCUACAUUCCUGCCUUCUUCUCCUUCCUCACCCACCGCUUUGGCCAGAACCAAGUCCCCAAGAGUGUGCACAUCUUUCUGGCGAACCUCUACGUGCUGGUGCCUCCUGUGCUCAACCCAAUCAUCUAUGGGGCUAGGACCAAGGAGAUUCAGAGGCGACUUCUGAGACUGCUUCACUUGUGGAAAUUUUUAAUAUGA
Messenger RNA from Callorhinus ursinus (northern fur seal), 954 nucleotides. RefSeq names its product olfactory receptor family 52 subfamily D member 1 (gene OR52D1). NCBI's taxonomy places the organism in Eukaryota, Metazoa, Chordata, Mammalia, Carnivora, Otariidae. The record is from RefSeq and is a predicted model, not a curated record. Gene Ontology annotation, molecular function: G protein-coupled receptor activity; olfactory receptor activity. Gene Ontology annotation, cellular component: plasma membrane. Gene Ontology annotation, biological process: G protein-coupled receptor signaling pathway.